CCCACCUUGAUCCAGAAUAUUUAAAGGAGAAAGCUGUGAUGUAUGAAAGGGAUGAGGAGGGGAUGGAGGAGUUCAUUAAUUCAACAGUUGGUAAAUCAGGCUUACCUACGAGGAAGGAUUUUGAGAAGAGAGAGGCUAGAAAGAGGGACAUUGCCAGGAUAAAGAAGUUAAAGGUAUCUGAUUUCCUGAAGGAAUAUGAGAAUCCAAUGGAACAUUUCAACUCCACAGCUAAACCUGUUACAGAUUCAUACAAGGCGAGCUGCAAGAAGUACUUGAGGAAGAAAUUUUCUUCAUCUCAAUCUCAAGACGUCAUUGACAGAGAGCUGAAGGAUAAAAACUACCAUUUUCUACCGACAUACAAGUGUUUAGAAUAUCUUCCAUCAACAAGGAAAGGAAAACGAGGUGGUAGACCUGGGCAGGAGGAAGAUGAUGUUGAAGGUUGGGAUCCAGGAUUCUUAAAGGAAUAUAUUUUCUUAAAAUUGGAAAAUAAGAUCCAGGAAGCAUUCAGUAGAGCAGAAGAGAAUAGGACUAGGAGAAUACAGGAGGCGAAAAGAAACGGUGGACUGUUUACCUGUGCCUGCUGUUUUGAUGAUGAAUGUCUGAUCACAGAGGUGUUCAUGUGUCAAUCAGAUCUUUUAGAUCAUAUGUUCUGUGGAUUGUGUAUACGGCGGGGUAGUGAGGUUCAGAUCGGAGAUGGAAGGACAAGGAUAAUCUGUUUCCAGGAACAGUGUGAUAAUGAGAUAGAGAUGCAGGUCUUGAAGCAAGUAUUGAAGGGGAAGGUGUAUGAGAAACUAAUGGAGAAAAGACAAGCUGAGGAUGUGGUGAAUGCUAAAAUUCAGGAUCUGGUUCAGUGCCCCCACUGCACCUAUGCUGUUAUUAUGCCAGACAAUGAGAAACUAAUCAGAUGUGGGAAUCCUGACUGUGCUAAAGUUUCUUGCAGACUAUGUAAGGAGGAGAAUCAUUUACCCCUGCGAUGUGAUGAGGUAGAGAAGGAUGAAGAGGUGAAAGCAAGAACUAAACUAGAAAACCAGAUGACCGAGGCAAUGGUCAGAAUAUGUCACAAGUGUAAGAAGAGAUUUUUUAAGACGGAAGGAUGCAAUCUGAUGCACUGUGACUGUGGUGCCACAAUGUGUUAUCUUUGUAGGAAACCGGUUCCCGACAAUUAUACUCAUUUCUAUGGUAUUGGAGCAAGUCCUAAACCAAAUCUUUGUCCUCUGUACUCAGACAAUGAUAAUCUACACAAGGCUGAAGUAUUGAAAGCUGCAAAGAGCGGGAAGGUUGGACUAGAAGGAAAACUAAAGAAUGAUCCAACUCUUAACAUUGAUCAACCUCCUCCAAACUAUGAUCCUAAUAAAAUCUACGCUAGAGGGGGUUAUCAGCACGGUGAUGAAUAUUCUGAUGACGAAGAAGACGGAAAUGAAGAAGAAGAAAACGUAGAAGAAGAAGACAGCGAGGAUGAAGAAGGAGGCGAAGAUGAUUAUUAUAUACGACGACAUCAACCUUUCUACAACUUAGAGGAGUAUGACGGGGGCAACGAGUAUGCUGUGCAAGCCGCUCUUCAUGAUCUAGAUGAAGAAGAUGUUGAUGAAGAAGAUGUUGAUGAAGAAGAUCUUGAUGAAGAAGAUCUUGAUGAAGAAGAUCGUGAAGAUGUAGAAUAUUUCGAGCUGUACGAUGGCGCUAAUGAGAUGCCGGAAGACGACUUUCAAUCACCUGCACAUGAUGACCAUUACUACUCUAACCGUAAACACCAUUCUGACUCUGAACAGUACUCAGAGGGCGAUGCAGAACAAAUGGAUGGAAUUGUAGUCGGCAAUAAUAAUGAUGGAGAUGUUAGUGAUGAAGAUGUUGAUGAUAUUGAUGAUGAAGAUGUAGAUAAUGAAGAUGUUGAUGAUGAAGAUCUUUUUGGAGAAGAUGUUAAUGAUGAAGAUGUUGAUGCUGAAUUUGUUGAUAAUGAAGAUGUUGAAGAUGAAGAUCUUUAUGGAGAAGAUCUUAAUGAAAAAGACGUUGAUGAAGAAGAUGUUAAUGAAGAAGAUGUUGAUGUAGAAGAGGGACACACUUCUCAAUAUGAAGAGUAUGAUGAUCAUACUGACGCUUUUAAUGAAGACUUCGAUGAAGACCACGACGAUAAUGGUUAUGAUUGUGAUGAUCACGAUUAUUUUGAAAUCUAGCAUUAUAAUUGUCUGAACUUUUUACAUGAAUUUUAAAAAAUUAAAAUAUCCUUUACUGUAUAGACGGUAUUUAAAGGUUGCUCAUAAGUUGAUAAAGUGCCUUAUAAAUUUGAAACUCAAAAAAUCUUAAACCAAUCUCUGAAUUUAAGAUUUGAGAUUACAUGCAUGUAUGUGAAUUAAAAUUAUGUUGUGAUAAAUUCAGUCAAAACUAAAUAAAUAUAAAUCGUA
Molecule: messenger RNA, 2396 nt
Organism: Eurytemora carolleeae
Lineage: Eukaryota; Metazoa; Arthropoda; Copepoda; Calanoida; Temoridae
Exons: 19
Coding region: 39-2168 (709 amino acids)
Molecular function (GO): zinc ion binding
Source: RefSeq, a predicted model, not a curated record